Molecule: messenger RNA, 1168 nt
Organism: Fundulus heteroclitus (mummichog)
Lineage: Eukaryota; Metazoa; Chordata; Actinopteri; Cyprinodontiformes; Fundulidae
Exons: 2
Coding region: 167-1168 (333 amino acids)
Source: RefSeq, a predicted model, not a curated record
CUGCCUUUUGCCUUUUUUAUUUAUUUAGGUUGGAGCAGGAGUCAUUGGACUGGCUUUUUCAGUUCCUGAGUUGGUCAUCAACUGUGUCGACCUGAAAAACUCCAAGACUGAAGCCAGUGAGAGUCUGAGGAAGAAUGCUGGGGACAUAAAGAAAGCUUCUGACCAGAUGGAGGAGGAACUCAAAGAGAUUCAAAAGAUCUUCCGGAGGUUAGCCAAAAUAAAAUGCUGCAUUGAAACUAAGAACAAGAGUCGUGACGACAGGCAAACAUUGUUGGAGUUUGCAAAGGAAAGCUGCAAAGAUGAAGCUGUUCGACUUUGGCUCAGAGACAAUGCAGAAUCUGAGAUCUUCUCCAAACUGGUGGAGAUGUUUCAGUUCCUGAAGGAAAAGAUUGACGAGGAAGAGAAGAACAACCACAGCAAUGAAGUUGACAUCACCUUUGUGGCUCAUGGAGCGAUCAGAGACUCCAUGAUGCCAGCCAGCUGUCUGCUGCCUCUGCCCACCAUCUCUGACGUUGUACUGUAUUCUCCCUGGAACUGUUAUCUUGAAGCUAAUGCAGCGUAUGGAAUCGCCACAGGGAAACUUCAGCCUGUCCACAGAGUGUUUUACUGCUCACCUGGACGUGGCUGUAAGAGUCCAAAUGAAAAGCAUCAACCCGAGGAUCUACCCAAUGAGUGGAACUCCAUGAAGAAAGCUGGAAAUCAGAAGAUUCCUAACAUCGUUGUGUCUCCUUUAAGAAAACCUAAAGAUGGUGCAUGGGAGAGAAUUGAGUUCCUAGAAGACAAACAUGGUAAACCUGGAAGAAAUCGUAUCAUCAUCCCAUUUAUCCUCCCAUCCAUUGAUCCAGAAGAAGAUAUCCCUCUGCCUGUGGUCACCUUGGCUCUGUCACUGGUGCUCAUGUUCUCCAGGUUUCAGGUUGUACUCCACCUCACUAUCUGUCUGGGGAAACUAUCUAGAAGAAUGAAGCUGGAUGAAAAUACUCUGAAGCAGCAGUAUUCCUGCACCAUCGACUACACAGGAAUGACAUCAUCAGAGAAGAUGUUGGCCUCCACCUUCUCCUCCAUAAUAUCUGCAGUGAAAAGAUUUGUCUGGGGAGCUGAAAGCAAUGCUGAAGCUCAGGAGGGAGCACAUGAGAGGCUGUCCAAAGCUUUCAAAGCUAUGUUUGGUUAA